ACAGACCAAUCACAUCGUGGAUGGGCGGGACCAGAAUCAACGGCUCUUGAAAAGUUGGCGCCCGCUUGGGUGAGCGAAGCCGAAUACCGGGAGAAGCACAAGAGGAUGCAUUAUGAAACAGACACAAAGAUUCUUCAGGAGCUUGGUUCUUCCUGUGUGGAACUUGGACAGUUAGCACUUGAUAACUUCCAUGUAGCACCGGCAGUUGAUCAAGAAAGUCCUAUUGGAAUGAAUUCCAAUUUGCAACUUAUGUGGCUAAAGGACCAAGUAGUUCAACAAACAGUAGAACUGAAAACUCGGUUAAAAGGCUUUGAAACCAAUACAGAGGCUUUGUCAGAAGACAGCCUAAAAGAAGUAAUUCCGGUGCUUGAAAAGGAAUUGGAAGAUGUUUCAUUUUCUUUCCAGCAGAAAACAAUGGCUCUUCACAGGCUUCAAUUCACACAUGCGAUUCGCGAAGCAGCACAGAAGAAUGAUGAAGAAGGGAAGUUGAUAAUGAAAACAAUCAAGCACUCAUUAAAUCUUUGUUCUGAGAUUAUAGCAACCCAGAAAGAAGUUCACACUUUGGAGAAUGCAGUACUUGAAGUUCAAAAGCAAAGGCUAAUGUUAAAACGAAAGAUGCAAGGUGUAUUGCAGGACAUGAAAGCUGAAAAGAGGAAGCAGCAACAAGUGCUGCAACAACUACAGGAUGAACUUCCAAAACAUGGAGAAAAGAACUUGCUAGAACAUGUGAAAAUGGUGACAUUAAUUCAGAAGGUUUUGCAGGGUGUUAUUCUUUCCAGCGGAGUGAACUGGGCCAAGGAUCCUGUAUUAAAGGAAAUUGUUUUGCAGCUUGAGAAUAAUCCACUUGAUGAAGCAGAUUCAAGCAAUUGAUUUUUGUCUAAUUGUUUUCAAUGGUGAAGACCAAAAUGAGCCUUGAUUUAAUGUGCCAAGUACUCAUACUAUCACUAAACUGUCUACUUUCUACCACAAUCAGGGCAACUAUAUUUUGGAUUUAUUACAGUGAAUACUUAUGCUAAAUAUCAAAAAUGAAUGGUCACAUUUUUGUUUUAAUUUUCUUUUUCAACCUACCUUUUAAAUUCAACUUUUAGUAUGUUGUAGUGAAGUUUAGACAAUUGUAUUUGGUCUUCAUGUUUUUUAAUAUAUAAAAUUGUAAAAAAUUUUUUUUAAAGAUUUGGUGGUUAUUCAAUUUACCUCUGCAGAAUUCCGUAUUAUCAGUCAGUUUUCUGACCAAUGCUGAAUAUCACCUGGAAGAUGUUCAAAAUUUAAACAUCUCACUGUACAAAAUGAACUUUGGAUGAGCAUUCAUAGAUGUUAAUUUACUUCACUGAUUCCUUUCCCCCCACUUUAGUAUCUAAUUUUCUUGUGAAUACAAAUGGCAACAUUAGACAUUCAACCGUAAACAUUUUAAUAUAUUGAAUGAUUUAAAAUGUAAUAUUGUUCAUUUACUUUCUGGAGUCUGCAAUUGCCCCUGUUAAUGUAUAAUUUUAUCAUUAAGAAAUAUAAAUAAAACAGUCAA
Stegostoma tigrinum is the source of this 1516-nucleotide messenger RNA. It is a transcript of the gene cenph, whose product is annotated as centromere protein H. Lineage: Eukaryota; Metazoa; Chordata; Chondrichthyes; Orectolobiformes; Stegostomatidae. Gene Ontology annotation, cellular component: kinetochore; nucleus. Gene Ontology annotation, molecular function: kinetochore binding. The record is from RefSeq and is a predicted model, not a curated record. Bases 106 to 870 code for a protein of 254 amino acids. The transcript is spliced from 10 exons. Gene Ontology annotation, biological process: chromosome segregation; mitotic spindle organization; kinetochore assembly.